GAGGAAGCGGAAGCAAACCGGGGAGCUCGCGGGGCAGGCAAGCAGCGGGCGGGCGUUUUGCAAAGGCGGCCGCCUUGCCGAGGAGUUUUGCAGGGGCGGAGAAGCCGCGCAAGGGGCGGCUGGCCGGGAUCGGUUGCCCUGCCGCCGCCGGUGCCGGAGGAUUCCCAUGCAUCAGGAUGACAGUCAAGCUGGGUGACCACAGCAGCGGCGUUGGAGCCCCCGAGGAAGGCCUGAGGAAGCUGGGCAAGAGAGGAGCGGCCGGCGAGGAAGAAGGGUGCCCCGAAGAAGGAGGAGGAGGAUGUGGAGGAGAAGGAGGAAAGAAGAAAGCCGAGGAGGAGGGGACCCCUCGAGGAGAUACGAAUGGGGGUCCCUCUUCGGGGGUCCCGGCUUCGCCCCCGGCUUCGUCGUCCGCAUCAGGACCGCCGCUGCCACCGCCGCCGCCAGCCCCCAGCCACGACCAGCAUCACUUCCUCCGGUCCAGCGUCCGGCCGCAGAGCAAGAGGCUGAGGAAGGAUCCCCAGGUGUCCUGCGUGGCGGCCGUCGGCGGGAUGGGCGGCAGCGGGGGCAGCGCGGCCCCCACGGGAAAAGGAAAAGGUGCAGAUAAUGGUGGGACGUCAUCUGGCAACUCCUCAGGAAUCCCAUCCAGCACCCCAGCCGGCAAUUCAAAAUCGAAUUCAAGGAACUUGAGCACAUCGGCCGGAGAAAAAGAGGAAGGCAAAAAAGUGAGGCGUCAGUGGGAAUCCUGGAGCACGGAGGACAAGAAUACCUUCUUCGAGGGCCUCUAUGAGCAUGGCAAAGACUUUGAAGCGAUUCAGAACAAUAUUGCCCUGAAGUACAAGAAGAAAAGCAAGCCAGCCAGCAUGGUGAAGAACAAGGAGCAGGUCCGGCACUUCUAUUAUCGCACUUGGCACAAGAUUUCCAAAUACAUUGACUUUGAUAAUGUGUUUUCUCAAGGGCUGAAAAAAUCCUCCCUUGAGCUUUACGGCUUAAUUUGUUAUGGGGAGCUGAGAAAGAAGAUUGGGGGCUGUAUGGAUGACAAAAACGCAGCUAAGCUCAAUGAGCUUAUCCAAGCUGGAGCCACAACGGUUCGCUACAAAGGCAGGAACCUUCGGAUCAAGGCCCCCAUGUGCAGGGCUCUGAAGAAGCUCUGUGAUCCAGAUGGUAUAAGUGAUGAGGAAGACCAGAAGCCUGUGCGUCUUCCCCUGAAGGUCCCUGUGGAACUGCAGCCACGGAAUAACCACGCGUGGGCCCGUGUGCAGAGUCUGGCCCAGAACCCACGACUCAGAAUGAUCGUGGAGCUGCAUCGGAAGGUAUCCAGCCUGAUAGAAUUCCUGAAACAGAAAUGGGCUCUCCACGAAGUGCGUAUCAGGAAAACACUAGCCGAGAGGCAGCUGCAAGAUUGCAGAGAUGCUGAAACCAGCAGCAGCUAUUCCGAAGAGAAAACUACGCUUCACCUUUUCCCGGGGGAGAACUGCACGCUGACACCCCUGCCCGGGGUUGCCCGUGUGGUACACUCCAAAGCUUUCUGCACAGUGCAUUGGCAAGAAUCGGGCCGCUGCAAGCAGAGCACAAAGGAUAUCCACCUGUUGCCCCCUGCCCAAAUCCUGGGCAUACAGAGCGGUCAGGGGACAGCCAGAGGGCAGGUGAAAUACUCACGGGGGGCAGAAAGUAAGGGCGGAACCAAGGCCGAAACUACUGCGGAAGCGAAUAGAACUCCUACUCAGUUGAUCCUUGAUCCCGUCGCGAACCCGGAAGAUUGCUCCUCCGAAGCUGGGCUUGCCGAAGGAGCAUCCUUGGACCCCAGCGUCGCCAGCCAUCUGAACAAGCCGCCUGCUGGGCUUCAGGACCCAAGUGGGAGCCUGGAGAAGUCCACUCCGGUGGCUGAGAGCAGAGAGGCGGCGCCCGCCGUUGCCUUGCCCGCCUCGGUAGACACCAGCGGCAGCGCCAAGUGCAGUUGUGCCGAUCUCCCAUCGGAUUUGGAAGAACUGUCCCUGCUCGAUCCCUUUCCCCGUUACAUGAAGUCCUGCCACGAUCUGAUCGUCCCCGAGAAGUGUGUCUGCGCGGAGAAGAUGGAUCGAAAAGAGGUGGUUGCUGUGCCGGGAAGUUCUCCUCCCGGGGGGGUUUUCCCUGGCGGCACGGAGACUGGCCACCGCAGUCCCACACACCAGUUGGGGAGUGGCAGGGUGGACUUGCCCAGUGUUGGUCCAUCCACUUCUGAAACUCAGGCCUUCCGCUUCUCCGCACUUCAAGCGGAACCGUGUGUGAAGGAGCUCCCUGACGCAGUAAUGGAGGAUUCUCAGGAGAAGCUCAACCCCUCACUGCCACCGCCGCCUCCACCACCGCCUCCACCGCCACCUCCAGCUCAGGGACAGACGGCCGCAAAGCCUCUCAAGGAUGACCCCAGCCACCUCGCACAGCAAGUGCGAGAGAAGGGAUGGAGCCUGCGGACCUCUGAAAGCCUUACCUUGGCUGAAGUCUACCUCAUGAUGGGCAAGCCGAACAAAUUGCAGCUAGAAUACGAUUGGCUGGCAGUCCUGGGGCAGGAAACUCAGGAUGCCGGGGAGCCGAUCGCCGAACCGAAAUCUGCUCCUCCGUCGGCCGCUUUUCACAAACAGAAACUCCUCAAUUGCCUCUUGAAACUCAUCUCUUCUGAAGUGAACCCCAAACCGAUCCCCGAAAUGAAUUCCGUUGCAACCUCCCCCAUCAAGCCCAUACAAGAGGAGCAUGCUUUGACCCCUCCCGGGAAGGUGAUUGCCAUUAGCACCAGGAGUCCGGGCUGUGCUCGCAAUCAACCUGCGCUUCAUAAGAAGACCUUUUCCCCCAGUGCCACUCCCAACUCCUCAGGUUUCCGAAAUCCUUCUAAACCCCUCUUGGUGGCUAGUUCUUCAUGUUCCAGCAACCCGGAUGCUGACGGCGGCCUCUUUGCCAUUCCCACAACCCUCCCACCAAACAGCAGGCACGGGAAGCUUUUCUUGCAAAACAAAGAAGCAGACUUGAGCUUCCGCCAGCGCUUGGACACCAUCAGUAUGCAAUCAGAUUUUUUCUUGCCAAAGCCAAGAAAACUACGCAGCAGACACCUGCGGAAGCCGCUAGUUGUACAGAGGACACUGCUUCCUAGACCUUCCGAAAAUCCUUCCCAGCAUGUUUGUUCCUUUUCCAUCUUAUCGAACUCCUCCAUAACAGGAAGGGGAUCUUUUCGGCCAAUCCAGUCAUCGCUGACUAAAGCUGCCGUAUCUCGCCCCAUUGUUCCCAAGAUCCUUCCAGCUCAAGCCACCAAUCGUCUGUCUAGUGCGAUUGAUUUGGCGGCUAAAUCAGCCGGUAUUAUCCCCGGCAGUCCGUUGCCACUUCUAGGGACCGAAGGCUUGCCAAGCGUUUCCCCGCUCUCACCAGAGGCAGUAACCACCGUAGUUGGAGGUCAAGACUCCACAGUGGCACGUCAGAAUGGAGGCUCCAUAGCAACAGUGGCGGGUUCAAGCCAUGAAUGUCGGGUUCCUUUCCUUGGUCUACCAUCCCAGCCUGAGCAGGAAGCCAUUCCUGAUGGCUUCCAGGGAACUCCGGUCCUCUCCCUGCCAGAGCUGCCUAAAACGUCUCUCCAGAAUGGUCUUUCUUCCUCUCCACUUCCCUCUUCUGAGACCUCCAGCACCCGUCUGUCUCCUCCCAAUGUCUCUGCUCUCCUUGACAUAUCUCUUCCUGGGCCCCCCGAGGAUGUUUUGUCUCAGGGAGAACCGGCUACUCAAAUCAGUGACUCCAUCAUUGAAAUAGCCAUUAGCUCUGGCCAAUAUGGUGAGAAUGUUUCCCUGUCCCCAGCCAAGCUGAACGGCAGCGAUAAUUCCAAAAGUCUUCCGUCCCCAUCCUGCAGCCCCCAGCAGAGCUGGAUCGCUUCGCCCAGCCAUGAUCCACAGUGGUAUCCAAACGACUCCACCGACUCUUCGCUCAGCAGCUUAUUUUCCAGUUUUCUUUCUCCGGAGAAGGGCCGGAAAAUGCUGCCCACCUCAGCAGGCAAUCCAAGCAGCACCUCCUUGUUGGGACCCAGUCUGCUGGAUGGGAAUUCACGGGAUUCUUUUGUCUCUCGGUCCAUGGCUGAUGUCGCUGAGGUGGUCGAUUCCCAGUUGGCCUGCAUGAUGAAUGAGAACAGCAUCGACUACAUAUCUCGGUUCAACGACCUUGCCCAGGAGCUCUCGAUCCCGGAGCCGACCCGCCGAGAGAUUCUCUUUGACGGAGGGAGUGGCGGCCCCCCCAUUGGCGACCUCUCUCAGUGAACGCAUCCCACCAGCGGGCUGGUGGGCGCCGUUUGAAUUGGCCAUAAUGUGGAGGAAUGACGUCAUAGCUAUGCAGCGGAUUGGGUUUUUUUAUUUUUUAUUUUUUAUUUUUCUCGUUGUCCUGGCGGGAGCAUGCCUGAGAAGAAGAGAGGAGUUUUCUCUUCGACCUUCUACGGUUCCUGGAAAGUGCAAUAGGCUGGGAACAAGACCGUGUGGAGCAGUAUUAUAGGAAAUGACGCGCGUAAGCUGGUGACUAGCAACGUUUACAAGGCAGCUCCGGGUUUUAAGGUCUGAGCAAGAAAAAUCCCACAAAUGACAUCCUUAGAUGUUGUCGUGGUAUCCACAAAUAAGCUGAAAGUUGGGGGGCGGUAAAUAGUGGUGUGUUUUUAUAAAUUUUCCUUUUUAAAAAAAAAAAAAAAACUUCCUCUCCUGAUCUGUCACGGCUGUCUUGUUGGCAAGUCAGUUUGAGCUGGUAUUCCUGGCACUUUCUUGUCACAACAGCAGCUGAAUUCCACAAGGCUUUUAACAGAAUUCUUUCAUCGUUUCUUUAUAUUCAUUAACAUUCCAGCAGGACACAGGGAUGGGAGGAAAAAAAAAAACCCUGUUCCUGUUCCAUCUUUUAAAAACUAGGAUAGGGUCAGAGGAAAUCUUGGAAAGGCACAGGACCUAUCCUGCUUCUUUUUAACCUUCUUCCCCGUGCUUAAAAAAAAAAAAAAGACAGCUAUCACCCAAGGACUUCCAUUUUUCCUAGAAUGCUGGCUGGGGCAUUCUGGGAGUUGAAGUCCACACAUCUUAAAGAGAAGACUCCUCUGACCUAUUACAGAUAGAUUCAAAGUCAAAUUCCUUUGAGAUGAGCACAAUCAUUGGUCGAUGGCCAUGGAAAUGUCCUUGUAGUCUCUUUGGCAACAGUACAAGUGGUUUCCCUUUUGUGGUUGUCUUUCUGUGGGGUGAGUUUCUGACUUCCCAGUCUAGUCUGCAGCUCAGAGGGUUCUUAGUAGUUAUUACCCUGUUUCCCCCAAAAAUAAGACCCAACGGGAAAAUAAGUCCUAGCAUGAUUUUUCAGGAUGCUUGUAAUAUCAGCCCUACUCCCAAAAUAAGCCCCAAUUAAGAUUGUCAGCCAGUAGAUGCAUUUAGUACCGUAUUUCCCCCCCCAAAAUAAGACCUAACCAGAAAAUAAGCCCUAAUGCGUCUUUUGGAGCAAAAAUUAAUAUAAGAUCAGGUCUUAUUUUCGGGGAAACGGUAGAUGAAAGGCCUCUUGGCAAAAUCAGGCCCAUAGACUAGACCGGGAUGUCAGCAACGCUCCCCAAAGAAGAUCAUUGAAAACGCACUUCCAUUUUGUUGCCUCCCCAAAAAUCAUGUUUAUAUCUCUUUAGAUAUAUGAGAAGUCAAGCUUGACACUUUAUCUUUGCUUUUUUAAAAGCCCCCUUUGAUUAUUGGUUGUUACCUCAUUUUGGAGAACAAAAUCUCUUACACACAUUUCCGGUUGAAGUUGAGGAAUGUUUUGAUGAAAGUCCUGCAGAUGAAAGAAACGGGUAAAAUUUUCUACUUCCUGUAGGUUCUUAAGGCAAAUAGCGGUUUUAGACAGGGGCCUCUCUCCCAUCGACGGUCCUAAAAUGCCCUUCCUGAGGUCUGCAGAUGUUGGCCUCUUAGCCUUCAGAGCUUGAAUAGCAGACAGCUAUCACUUAAUUUUACUUUUGCGGCCGCCAAGAAUCAUCUCGUCCCUCUUCUUUACUGAUUAUUCCAGACAAUAACAGUUCCCCCUUAGUUGUUUACCUCCCACAAGCGAGCAUUUCUAAAUAUUUCAUUAUGAAACGCUAUUUACCUGCAAGCAACCACUUUUUAACAAGCCUUGUCCUGUGGAUGUCUCGUUUUUCUUCAGACGUUCGACCGGCAACGUGACUUUGGACCUAGUCCACAAGGUUUCGCUUGCUUUUUGCCCAAACCGAUGUCAAAGGGACCAAAAAUGGGUGUUGGAUCAGGAGAAGGCACCCUCUGUCCCUGGGAUUUAUCCCUUAAUCCUCUUUUAGCGUCGCUCCAAGUUUCUUCCCUUCACCUUUGCCGCAGAACUGGAUGGCCUUUCCUAACUUGGGUGUAUUUGCGACCGAGUCCACCUGCCCUUCAUUCAAUUAAGGUGCUCUCCAGAUUCUGCAGAAGCUGAACAGAAAACUGCUGAGAUCAUGUAUACCUUUAACCUAAUUGUCCGAUAUCACAGCUCCUUCAGAAGUGGUAGCCCUUUCAAGUACUUCACUAUAAUUGAUAGCUCAAUGUACACUUUUUUUCUUUUCUUUUUUAAUUUCAGGCCAAAACAUCCUAUGCCGUUCUGAUAAUCAAGGGACAUCAUCGCUGUCCACGGAGUUCUGGCAGUCGUAAGAUCAUGAUAUCCAGACCCCUCCAGGCAGCCUCUGUGAUUUAGGAGGCGUUUUAGCAAUUUAGCCUAGAUCUCACACUGCCGGAAUCCUCUUAAUGCACCCAGGCGCGGUUUCUUGCCAGGCUCUUGUCCGAUACACUCUAUUUUUAUCCUCCGUACCCUUCAGCUCUUCGCAGUUCUGUGUCCCAUAGGAAAAAAACGUUUUAUUCAGCACGUUUUGUUCAAAUAGAGCAACCUAGGCUGAACCUUCCACUGAUAAUUAUGCAGCUUGUGCUAUGAUUGAGAGCUUGUAAUACAGAUUUUUCCUUAGCAAUUCUUUCCUCUUCACUAUUGGGCUAUUUGACAUGGAUAUUUUAAACUCGAGCUUACGGAGCCCUUUGUUUUAUGUCCGUCUGGACAUAAAACAGAAUAAUGUCUGGAUAUUAUUCACCUGCCUUGCAGGUAUGGUGAUGAGUGUCCCUUCCACCACUAGCUUUCUCCAUCCAUGAAAACAUAGGGUGUUGUAAGAACUAUUAAGGCUAGACAUUGGCUCAGCAGGUUUUUAAUAUUGUUUUGUUGCCUGAAACAACCCGAAGUAAGCAAGCAUUCACAAAAGCAGCUCCUUUCCCAAUACUCGACAGUAUUAUAGCAGUAGCUACCUAUCCGCUUUAGUUCUGUAAUUCUCUGCACACAACUCCCUUGAAAAAUCUUGUCUCCUUGCUUCUUUAGGGGUCCUUUAGGUUCUUUAGGCGUCCUUAGUCCUCCUGGGUCCACGCCAGGCGUUUUGUGGGAAGGGUUGCUACACGCUUGGCGUUCACCUUUGCUGCGUGGCAAUGUGCUUGGUGUUUGCCGAGGCCCCGUUUGCUCUUAAAUCGGGAACCACAAAAGCACGGACAGCUGGAGUUGUCCGUUCUGUCUUGGGUGCCUGUAUACCGUGUUUCCCCGAAAAUAAGACCCUGUCUUAUAUUUUUUUGAACCCUGAAAUAAGCGCUUGGCCUUAUUGCCAUGUGCUCAAAAGCCCGAUUGGGCUUAUUAUCGGGAUGUCUCAUUUUGGGGGAAACGGGGUACUAUUGGCGUUCCCAUCUUCGUCACUGGAGUCCGUAGUUCCAGGAGGACCAGGACUAACUACUAUAGUCAGUCUAGUAAUCAGUAACAAGCCCUCUACAAAGCAGUUAGACCUAUAGAGGGGUGGAUUGGAUCUUGGCUCUGGCACUUAAAGUACCAUACCCAGUGGCCACCACGCGGAGGUGUCCAAGCCUGCAACUACGACCCUGUUAAGAGAGUCAUAGUCAAAAAUAAAACAAUCCUUUUGGGGCCUUUUAUGUCUUGCAUGUUAACAUCUGAAGUCAAGAGCGAGGACAGCUCUGCUUUUAGGUCUAAAAAUGAAAGGAAAAUUCCAGUGAUCUCAACUCCAGCCAUUUUCCUACAGUGCUUAUUUAUUUAUAUAAGUGGUUUUUUUUAGUUCUUGGAAAGCUGCUGGCCUUAUGGCUUCUGUCAAAGAGAUAUCCUGAUUGGAUAAGGGCAGGAGAUAAUUCUGAGCUGUUAACUCUGCCCCUUUUGGAUGCAGAACAAUAUAAAAUUCAUUACGGAGAACUUCUGUGUAAUUUCUAGGGAAUUUGCAGGCAUGGCUAGUUGUUAUUGGAGUCAUUGUGCCUUUAUUUUUGGCUUGAGGGAUUGAAAGGAAGAGAAGAGAAGAGAAUAACAGCGCUUGAAGGGACCUUGGAGGUCUUCUAGUCCAACCCCCUGCUUAGGCAGGAAAAGCUCUUGUGGAUGGCCUGGUUUUCAUUUGUGCAUUUGGUUCCCGAAAAGCUUUGGGUGUCAAAUGUUCCCUUUUUUUUUGCAAUCAGAUGGACGAGUUGAUGCGUGAAUUUACAAAAGAGAAUGUAUGCAGUGGAUAUAAGCUUUUCUCAUAGGCCUACCAGACAGGGCACUAGGAAUCGGAAAUGUUUUGCUCCUGUGUAAAGUUUUAAGAAUGUGGGUUAGGCAUUGUAUCUGCCCAUUUUUGGAGUGCCUGGAUUGGACAGUAGUUGAUGGUCUUGCUUGCACAUUGCAUUGAAAUUGGCCAAUCAUUCAAGCGUUAACUUUAUUUUGCUUUUGAUCAACGGGGAUCUGCAGUUCACGGGAAGUUUCCUCUACACAACGUUCGUCGGAAUGAAAUUCCCUAUGAACCGCCUCCUAAUUUUCACACUUUCCCCCCUCCCCCCUUCUUUACACAAAGGUGUUCUAGACUGGCAUUAUGUAACCCUCUCAUUGAUUGUUAACUUUAUGCUUUCUUAGCCAGCUUGAUUUCAAUUAUACUCAUAAGGAUGGCUUGUCUUUGACUUGACCAGUGGUGGGGGGUUUUCUUUUAGCAUUGCGUUUGGGACUUGGGGUUGUUUUUAAAUACACAUAUAUAAACCCUCAGUACACGUACGCGUGUAGACUGCUGAAUUUGUAAGGAAGAAACGGCACUUUUUUUGAGUUAACCCAGCCCUUUUUAAAGCUUUCCUUGUGGACCUGUAAAUGCUAAAUAAUGAAAAUAUUUGCAAGCACUACAGCAAUGAGUUAUCACUAGUUGCCAAAAUGUGACAACUGGCUUUUGAGCUUGUGCAUUUGGCAGUGGACGAUGUUGCUGUUUCUUUUAAUAAUAGUUAAGCCAUAUCAUCUUUUAAAACAAAAAAAAAAGUUUUUUGUCUCGUUUUAAAAUGUGAAUUUGUUUUUUCAGAUAAUAUGCAUAUAUAUAUAACGUCUGUAUAAAGCAAGAAUGCCUGUCCUUAACUGAUUAUUUUUUUGUACCAUAUUGUAAAUUAUAUUAUUUAUUCUUUAUCGAUUUUUGGAGAAAAAAAAAGGAAAAAAAGGUGUUUGGGUUAUUUAAUAUAAUAUACACUUCCUCUGUUUUAAAUUUCCAAUUCAAGUUGUAAAGUUGUUUUUAUGAUUGUCCAUAAACACUUACUAAUCCUUGGUCUAA
Pantherophis guttatus is the source of this 9553-nucleotide messenger RNA. The record is from RefSeq and is a predicted model, not a curated record. NCBI's taxonomy places the organism in Eukaryota, Metazoa, Chordata, Lepidosauria, Squamata, Colubridae.